This is a messenger RNA of Phascolarctos cinereus (koala), 1325 nucleotides long. NCBI's taxonomy places the organism in Eukaryota, Metazoa, Chordata, Mammalia, Diprotodontia, Phascolarctidae. The record is from RefSeq and is a predicted model, not a curated record.
UUGAUGGUUUCAGCAUACUGUCAUUUCCAUGACAACACCACUUUUUGAUCCAGAGCUUCUGAAGUCCGUGUCAUCGGAACUUUGAUUUCUGGGUAUAUUUCCAUCCCUAUUCAGCCCUCUUUCUUUGUUGCCUUUUCAAACCAUGAGUGAGAAUCUGUUUCUCAGGGCUGUGAAGGGUGAGAAAGCCACAGUUGUUGUGCUCCGUGGGAAGAACCUUACAACUGUGCCCUCUUUGGUGAGAAAAUUGUGUCACCUCAAGACUUUGGACCUCAUGUCCAAUAAGAUCUCCAAACUGUGCCCAGAAUUUUUCAGCUUGACUAAGUUGAGAAAACUAAAUUUGGGAAAUAAUCAAUUAGAAGAAGUUCCAGAAGAGCUGAUGUUCCUUAAAAACCUGGAAAUCCUCCAUUUAUUUGAAAAUUUAAUAAAGUCAUUUUCACCUAAAUCAUUUGAUGGCUUAGAGAAUUUGAACAUUUUGAAUCUGAAUCACAACAAGCUUAAAACGAUUCCUCCAGAAAUAAACAGAUUACAGAAUCUUAAAAGCUUGAGUUUAAACAAUAAUCAGCUAACUGAUAUUCCUAAGGAACUUUGUUCCCUGGCUUGUCUUUCUGAAAUUCAACUAAACUACAAUCAAAUUGUUUCCAUCCCUGAAGAAUUUAAAUCUAUGAAGAAUCUCAGAAAGCUGUCCUUGGCAAGAAACCUCAUUGAUGUAUUCCCAAUGGUGCUCUGCUCACUGAGAAAUUUAAAAACAUUAGAUAUAGCUGGAAACUUUAUUCAGAUGCUUCCAAAAAAUAUUUGGUGGAUGGGACUGGGAGAAUUCUACUGCGAAGAAAAUCCAUUUCUGAAGAGAUUGCCAAUUUUUGUUGAGCAGAAGGAGGAAGUUUUGCCUCUGAAGGAAAUUGCAGCAAGAUAUAUCAUGAAUCAGAUAAGCGAGGAGGACCCAUUGUAUCAGCGAUAUGUAACACGUUACCCAGAAAUCUUGGAAAUACUUGCUAACGACAGGGAAUGUGUGUCAUGUGGAAAAUGCAUUCUGUCCUCAGGGAUAGAUUGUGUAAUUUUUAUUUCUCCAAUGAAGAAUUGGAAGACAAGUGCUGAUGUAAAGGAACUACCUCUAGAAACUGUGAUGUGCUCCCAAACUUGCUUUCAAAACCGAUCUCCUCAUCUCUUUCGACUUCUGAAACCCUAAAACAGGCAAACAGUUCAUUAAGGACAUUCAUCAACUUGCCUUCUCUUGGUUUGAUUUACCUCCCCAGAUGAUCCACUUCUUAUGACUUGGUGCUGAAUCUCUCCUCUUAAUUUAAACAAGGUCAAUAAAUGGAAGAAAAAAA